GCGACCUGGGGCGGCGGGCCGCGUCGGCCGGGCAUGGCGGCGUGGAGCCCGGCCGCGGCAGCGCCUCUGCUCCGCGGGAUCCGCGGGCUUCCUCUUCUCCACUGUGCCCAGCGGAUGUUUGCCUCACAGACUGAGGGGGAGCGCAAAGUGACCCAAAUUCUCAAAGCUAAAUUUCCUCAAGCUACUGUGAUCAAAGUCACCGACAUUUCAGGAGGCUGUGGGGCAAUGUAUGAAAUCCAAAUCGAGUCAGAAGAAUUUAAGGAGAAGAGAACUGUCCAGCAGCACAGGAUGGUGAAUCAGAGACCUGCUGGAAGAAAACAAAGACUGCGUUGGGUGGAAAUGGAAAUUCCUGAUGCUUUGGAAAUUAUUUCAGUACUGUUUCUAACCCUUCAGGCAUUGACUAGAGGAACCGAAACUACAAAAUGUCUUGUACUGUUUAGUCAAUGUCCUGUCUUCAUCUGUUCUCAGUGCUGAGGCAUACAACUUAAAAUAAUGAUCAUAAAUAUAUGCACACACCCACCCCCUUGCUUUAUACAAACCAGUUGAGCUAUUUUUUGAACCAAAUUUGCACAACUCUAAAGAAAAAAAAAACUUCAAAGAACAGGAUGUUUUUCAAGGCAGGCUUUUUAGAAGCUAAGGGUGACUUGCCCUAUUUGGCUUUUUCAGGGUUUCCUUUGCUUUCUCCAGUAGUUAACAGUUUGGCAUGGAGCUCAUCAUCUGAUUUGGAAGGUCAGAUUUUAAUAUCUGCAGUCUCCCAUUCGUUUGGUUAAAUGCCUAAAGCUGGUAAUCUGCUGGUGCUGAAGUGGGGGGAGGUAUUCAUGGCUCAUUAAAACACAUCCUCAUGGUUUAAGGGUCAGCUGAUUUUCUACAAUACUUAAAAAGGAGAACUGAAACAAUUCCCCUGAAGAAGUCUGGAUCAAGAUAAGCAGCUUUACCAAUAUUGUGUCAGUAAAGGCAUAAUAAUUCAAAAGAAAUUUUAAUUAUAAAAUUUUAAAAAUUAUGUAGUGGUAAGUCAGACUGUCAUUAAAUAAAGUCCACUCCAUUUCACUUCGGUAGCCCUUGUAAAAUAUAAACUAACACACUGCUGGAACCUUGAAACAUGGGCCAUCCAGAAGAGCAAGGAGCGUGAGUCCCUCCUGCCAUUUUCUGAUCCUCUGAUUUGAGCUUAAGAAAUGAGCCUGUAAUGUAGAGGCAAGAAGCUAACUUUCCUGUCUAAAAGUAGGAAGGAUAUGAAUAAAUAUUUUCCUUUUUUCUUCCUUC
Messenger RNA from Diceros bicornis minor, 1260 nucleotides. RefSeq names its product bolA family member 3 (gene BOLA3). The transcript is spliced from 4 exons. The coding region runs from base 34 to 474 and encodes 146 amino acids. NCBI's taxonomy places the organism in Eukaryota, Metazoa, Chordata, Mammalia, Perissodactyla, Rhinocerotidae. The record is from RefSeq and is a predicted model, not a curated record.